ACUUAUCAUAUACAUACAUGAUACAAUUCAUCCUGACUCAUAAUCCUUUCUCACCGAUAAUAAUCGAAUCAACUCGUAACCCAAGCGCGACCCAACCAAACAGCUCUUCCGAUUUAACGAAAAAAAAAAAAGCAUUGCUUGGUCUGAAUUUGUAGUUUUGUACAACCCUUUUUUGCUUUUUAUGCGCAGGGUAUUGUAAUUGUUUUCCCUUUUGUUGUUGUAACAAUGCUCUAAUCAACGCGGGAGCGGUGAGUCAUGUGUUGGUGUUCGAAAACGAUCCAGCACCAGCAGAGCCUAUAACUUCGUUCGCCUCCUCCAUUGACGACGCACAGAGAGAGACGGACGGGUGGAAAUUUAGCAAACUGCACCUCCACAACAAAGAAAACCCAAGUUCGUUGAACCUAGACGGGUUUCGGAAGCCAUUGUUGAAAAGUAAAAUCACCUCUCCCCCCUAAAAGUCGCCUUCUUUGUCAACUCAAUCUUCGAUUUCUGCCCGAUAAAUACUUUAUUAUUAUUAUUAUCAUGGGUUGCUGAGGAACUACGACGACCAUCCAAUCCACUGUGUCAUUGGAUACGUAAUCUAAAUGGGAGAAGAAGAAGUUGUUUUGUAGCUUUUCCCCUUCUCAGCUCUCCUCCUCCCCUGCCUUUCUUUAAUCCCUUUUUUUGCCAGAAAUUUUUAUGGGUUUUGAUUUGAGUGCGUAAAGUCGUGUGUUGUUUCCUCUUUACCUUUUUGGGGGAAGAAGAUCCCAGUUCUCUCUUUACAGCGUCAGGAAAUUGAAAUUUCAGCCCCACCACUAUCAACGGCUUGCAUUGCAGAGUUGAUGCUGAACCAGAAGGUUUGUCUGAUUUUACGUUGUUGUAACAUUGGUAAUCGAUGUAAGUGGGAAUAGUAGUUCCAUUCCAUUCCUUGGAUGUGGGUUUGUUUUGGUUGGUUGUGGUUUAGCUGCUGCCUACAUAUACAACAACUGGGCAAUUCUUUAAUCAAUAAUUGCAGACCUCCCUUCAAGAAAAAAAUUGCUCUUUGCUUGAUAUUAUAUGUGUAUUAUCAAGCUAAGACUUAUUCUAAAUUAUCUGUUUUAUUUGUGUUUUUUUUUUCUUUUAACUCGCAGUAAGGAAGUAGACCCUGCAUGUUCUAGUUCUGGGGAUUUACCAUGACCCCAGUUCAGGUAACUCUAUGCUGUUUUUAGCGCCUGGUUUUAGAUGCACUACAAACAGUGUCGUCUUCCUUCAUGCAAAUGCUCAGAUACAACGAUGUGGACACUGACUUUAUUAUGCUUUCUUCCCCACCAACCCAUCCCUCUCCUUCUGAGCAAUAAUAGUAGCAAGCAGCCAAGUACAUUGGUGUCUCUCUUGUUUGUCUAAUUGUCACACUCAUUGUCUCCUUUUUUCCUUUCACAUGAAUACAGCUCGGGCUAGAAAAGGAUCGUUUCCUUUUUUCUUUGAAUUCUUUCUAGUUGUGAACAGUGACAUGCGAAUGCCUUUUUGAUUCUCUUCUAAUAGUAACACCCACAUCGUGUUUUCUCUUUGCUUUUUUCAUGGACUAUCGUGAAAGCUAGAGUGGUGGUCAAAACAUGUGCUGCGUUUUUUUUUCCUCCUGAACCUCUCAACUUGCUUAGAAAAGUCUUCAGCAAUAACCCAUCACUUCUUUUCGAAUGAAAUCCUUUACCUAGCUAGCUUGCAAACUGCUAACCUGUUCCUUAUCUCUCAAGUCAAACAGCUCUUCAAGCUGCAUAAAGGUCAGACUACUGGGGGAUCAAUGAUUAAGCUUUGAAUAAUCUCACAUUAGCUCAGCCCUUCCAAACUUUUUUUUUAAAUCCCAACUCUCUUGGGUUCUUUCUGUACAUGGCAAACAAACAGAUCCAGAUUCGUAGCCACACUAAUUAAGGCAGUUUCUUCCCUUGGUGUCUACUGCUAAUGGUCUGACCUUGGAAUUAAUUAAGACAGGUUUCAUUCCUUUCCUCCUUUCUUGCCUUCACACCCUCAUUAUAUAAAAAGCAGAAGCUGCUAUCUUCAUUUGCCACUCAAGCGGGAAACUUGAAAGUGAGGCUUCCCUUCUUCUCUCCCUUCAAACGGCUUCUGUCUCUAACUUGUUAAAAGGUUCCAACUUUUCACCACAAAACCUUAUUCAAACUAUUCACUGCUUUUCUUGUGUGUAGGCCGUCGUGCCUAAAGACUAGACGGAAUUUCUUAUGAUUCUCUGCAUAGUAAAUGGAGUCCGGAACUCAAAAUUGUUGUUUUGUUUUAACUUUAGCAAUGUUUCUUUCUUGAUUUGUUUAUUCAUAGUUUCUUUUUUGCUUCUUUCUGCAGUUAUAAGUUAUACUUGCAGGCUGCAGCAGCUGGUCUCCAAUGGUUACUCCAACGGAAGAGAAGCUCGACACGAAAGAGAUAGAUGCCGGAAGCCUGUCUUCAUCUCGCCGUCACCCAGAAAAUGCACCACCUUAUGUCCACAAAGUUGGUGUUCUUCCCAGACAGAACCUGUUGGCAGAAUUCAAAUCAACCGUUAAGGAAACCUUUUUCGCCGACGACCCUCUACGCUCCUUCAAGGACCAAACCAAGUCGAAAAUGUUCGUUCUGGGAGUCCGGGCUGUGUUCCCGAUACUUGAUUGGGGGAGAAGUUACAAUUUGAAAAAAUUCAGAGGCGACAUCAUUGCUGGCCUCACCAUAGCCAGUCUUUGCAUUCCUCAGGACAUUGGGUAUGCAAAGCUUGCAAAUUUGGAACCACAGUAUGGAUUAUAUUCUAGCUUUGUUCCGCCUUUGAUAUAUGCGAUCAUGGGCAGUUCAAGAGAUAUAGCUAUAGGACCUGUUGCUGUGGUAUCUCUUCUACUGGGGACUCUGCUUCAGAAUGAGAUCGAUUCCACCAAGAAUCCAACUGACUACCGAAGGCUAGCAUUUACAGCUACAUUCUUCGCUGGAAUCACACAGUUUUCGCUGGGAUUUCUGAGGUUGGGGUUUUUGAUUGACUUCUUGUCACAUGCGGCUAUUGUUGGUUUCAUGGGUGGGGCAGCCAUCACAAUUGCCCUCCAACAACUUAAAGGUUUUCUAGGAAUAAAAAAGUUCACCAAGAAAUCAGACAUCAUUUCUGUGAUGCAAUCUGUAAUUCACUCGGCCCAUCAUGGAUGGAAUUGGCAGACCAUACUUAUAGGAGCAAGCUUCUUAAGUUUCCUACUCUUCGCCAAGUACAUCGGAAAGAAGAACAAGAAACUAUUCUGGGUGCCAGCAAUUGCUCCUUUGGUAUCUGUUGUUCUAUCGACCUUCUUUGUGUACGUAACUCGUGCGGAUAAGCAAGGCGUCCAAAUCGUGAAGCACAUCGAGAAAGGAAUUAACCCAUCUUCAGUGAACCAAAUUUUUUUCUCGGGUGAAUAUCUUCUAAAAGGUUUCAGGAUCGGUGUGGUGGCUGGAAUGAUAGCUUUGACAGAAGCCGUAGCUAUUGGAAGGACAUUCGCUUCGAUGAAGGACUAUCAAAUAGACGGGAACAAAGAAAUGGUGGCCCUAGGAACCAUGAAUGUUAUUGGAUCAAUGACUUCGUGCUAUGUCGCAACAGGUUCUUUUUCUCGAUCAGCAGUGAACUACAUGGCGGGCUGCCAAACUGCAGUGUCCAACAUUAUAAUGUCGAUAGUAGUGCUUCUAACCUUGCUAUUCAUCACACCUCUGUUCAAGUACACACCAAAUGCCAUUCUGGCAGCCAUCAUUAUAGCAGCAGUUCUCGGCCUAAUCGACUACGAGGCAGCUCUUUUGAUAUGGAAGAUUGACAAGUUCGACUUCAUCGCUUGCAUGGGAGCCUUCUUUGGUGUGGUUUUCAUCUCUGUCGAGAUCGGCCUGCUGAUCGCCGUCACGAUUUCGUUUGCGAAAAUUCUGCUGCAAGUGACUAGACCAAGGACAGCAAUUCUGGGAAAGGUGCCAAGGACAGUGGUGUACAGAAACAUUCAACAGUACCCAGAAGCAACCAAGGUUCCAGGCGUCCUGAUUGUGAGGGUCGACUCCGCCAUAUACUUUUCCAACUCCAACUACGUCAAGGAGAGAAUAUUGAGAUGGUUGUUGGACGAAGAAGAACGCAUCGAAGCAUCGGGGAAACAAAGAGUACAGUUUCUGAUUGUAGAAAUGUCUCCUGUUACUGAUAUAGACACCAGCGGCAUCCAUGCAUUCGAGGAGUUGCACAGGAGCCUCAAGAAGCGAGAUAUUCAGCUGAUUAUGGCGAAUCCAGGGCCGGUGGUGAUGGAGAAACUGCACGCCUCGGAUUUGGCGAAUUUGAUUGGAGAAGACAACAUCUUUCUCACGGUGGCGGAUGCAGUGGCCUCUUGCUCUCCCAAGUUGGUGGAGGAAGUGUAAUUUACUAAAGUGUUGGUGGCGGGAGAGGGAGGGAAGGUUGGAUUCCCCUCUUUUGUAUAAAAAGGAGAGCAAAGUAAGUGACUUGAUUCGGUAUCAAAAUGAGCAACAAAGAUAAAAACAAAGAAACCCCUCCAGGAAAGAAGAGGAGGGAAAGAGAAAGUAAAUUUGAGAAAGGAUAAGGGUGGUGGGCUAGCUCUGUGCAUUUUCUUUUCUGCUGUUUUAGUCCUUUGUACGACUGUACCUAACCAUAUCACACCAAUAAAAGCUGUUUCAUCUAUAUAUACACAGUUCAACGUGGUUAGUGACUUAGUGCCCUUAGACCAUCUUCAAUGGCAACCUACCAUAAAAAUGCAUACAUUUG
Messenger RNA from Linum trigynum, 4687 nucleotides. Lineage: Eukaryota; Viridiplantae; Streptophyta; Magnoliopsida; Malpighiales; Linaceae. The record is from the annotation of a GenBank genome assembly.